Molecule: messenger RNA, 987 nt
Organism: Recurvomyces mirabilis
Lineage: Eukaryota; Fungi; Ascomycota; Dothideomycetes; Mycosphaerellales; Teratosphaeriaceae
Exons: 1
Coding region: 1-987 (328 amino acids)
Source: RefSeq, a predicted model, not a curated record
AUGACACCAGUCAGGCUGAUGCGCACGCUUUUGCCAUCACGCCUGCUUCGCACCAAUAAUGCCACUCCUACCCUGAGGCUCGCGGCAGCAUCGCCAAAAGCAAUACCAUGCCGCGAUCCUAGGAGCUGCUUAAGCGAAUGCCGAUGUUUCGCGCAAGUCAAUGACAUCGAUCGCAUCAACCGCGAUGUGUGGUUCACUAGCUCGGUGCCACGAUAUAGUCUGUCGGAACAACAAGGCGGCCACAGACCACCGGACGAGAGGACGCUUCAGCUUGGAAAGACAGUCAGAGCGCUACACGAGCGACUACCAACACUACUGCAGUCGCCGCUCCCUGGUGAUAUCCUGUCACCUCAAAUCACACUCCACCUCUUCCCAUCGACACAUCCUCACCUGCCGACUGUAUCAGGUAGGAUAGCAUACAAUGCAGCAUUAUGGACGGCACCGGUAGCUUGGGGAAGGGUGCCUUUGGUCGGCAACGUCAAGCUCACGAUCUUGUCCGAGCGUAUGGUACGCAACGGUGGCAGCAACGUUCCGCUAGCGAGCAGAGACGAGAAGCUUGUAGUCAAAUGGAAGACGUGCGGCAAGACACGACAUCGUGACCCAACAGGCGGAGUCUACAAAGAAGGUAGCAUGCAGAACAGAGAUCCCAUGGACAAGAUCAGGGAUUUCAUCACUGGUGCAACUUCAAAUAGUGCGCUCGAGCAAGAAGGAAUGGCACGAAAGGCGCAAGCAGAAGAGGAGCAAGAAUUCUGCGGCAUCUUCGUCUUCGAAUUCGACGAGAAGGGUAGGAUUGUGAAGCACACUAUCGAGCAUACGGAUGAGGGUGGCCACUGGGAUCACAUGACCAGGGUAGUCUCAGUCACAGACUGGUUGAUUGGGAGGAUCAAUGGGAGGGGCAAGGAGCAAGUGCCGGAGCUUGCAUGGUGUGAGGAACGGCCUACGGGUGGUAGGAUAGUUGCUGUUGAUAGGCGACCACGAUUUGUAUGA